This is a messenger RNA of Fusarium odoratissimum NRRL 54006, 2523 nucleotides long. RefSeq lists its product as uncharacterized. The record is from RefSeq and is a predicted model, not a curated record. Gene Ontology annotation, molecular function: oxidoreductase activity. The coding region runs from base 1441 to 2442 and encodes 333 amino acids. NCBI's taxonomy places the organism in Eukaryota, Fungi, Ascomycota, Sordariomycetes, Hypocreales, Nectriaceae. The transcript has a single exon.
GAAUUUCUGGGGUUGUGAGUGAGCAUCACCGAUCGGACUCCAGAUUCUGUCUGACUCGAAGCGAACGCUCCAUCAUUUGCAAAGUCACCCGCAAUGACGAUCAAUUGAUCGGUAUGGAGCUCGUCCGUGCUCACAGAUCCGAUUUGUUCAAUAGCUCCCGUAUCGCGACUCGAUAAGCUCUCUCCAUGAAGCUCUCGCGCCAGCAACCUCUGCAGACACUGGGCAGCUUCUAUCGCGUUGAGCGGGUCUCAAUGAUCAAUCGCCUUUCAUCAUACAAGAACUGACUUUCUACAGACAAGAUUGCGCCCAGCAGUGGAUGCGAUCUUGGGCAAUGAGCGCGCAUUUCUUUUAAAUGCUUCGGCGGCCUGACUUGGGAGCUCUCUGAGCAUAUCGCCAACUCCCUACAUCACCGACCUUGCUGGACCCCUCGAACGCGGCGCCAUUCACGAUGCCGAAAAGCCACGACCAUCCAAGUAUCACGAUCUUAUCUCCCCAUCAAGGUUGUGAGAUCCCGAUCAUGGCCACCCCACGCCGUUGCUGAAGCAGCGCUCACCCCGUGGCCACGAGGCGCCUUCUCCAUGAAUAAGUGUCAGGCUGGGUGUGUACCGUUAUGCUGGGUUCUGAAGCCAUUGACCAGCAGACUGGGAGGCAUACGUAGUGCGAGCAGACCGACCUCGGGCUGGGCCGUGUCAACGGUUAUUGUUGACGAGUGUCAAUGUUUAGAUACGAUCGCGAUGCAGUUGACUCGCGAGAUGAGGCUGCUUCGAGAUUCGCAAUUGAAGCCUUGCGGAUAUUUAAAAGAUGCAUUGACCAGAGGUUGUCACCAAGUGGUCUGAGUUGCACAAUCUGACCAUACCUCAAGAAGCAUACUAAAGACAAUCCGUCUAGAGAGAGAAUUGGAAGUCCAACCUCAAAAUGAAUCUCUUCGAACUCCGCAGACACAAAACUCCGCCAAUAUACCACCCACGAACCCCCUCGAAGCUUCAAUCUCCGUCAAUGCAACCCCUCCAUACAACCUAAUACGAAAACUUCUGUCCGCAGGACGUAAAACAAUAGAACAUAAUCGAAUGGCAUGAAUGUAACGAGCUGAAUAAUAACAUCCCAGCGUUUAAUAACAAACUUUGAAUGUUACGCCGUAUAUAGAAAUACCUCCAUAAAUAAACGGCUUCCAGAACCUUUCUGGUCUUUCUUCCGACUCAUGAGCCGAGGCAUCUCCACUAGACUCUUAACAAUUUUUUAUUUUUUCGCCGCUUUGUAAAAGACGUCAUUGAUACUUAUAUCAUGAUGCGUACGUUGCAUGCCAUUGACUUUUGUUUCAUGUGAUUUCAUCAUUCAUAAUUGUAUAUUACUCCAUUAUCAGCUUUGUCCUCAAUUGCCUUCAACGUAUCCUAACACGACGAACCUCCCAACACCAUAACGCAACAUCAACAGCUCCUCACAAUGGCCGAAAUGCAAGCAUGGCAAGUCGCCCAUCCAGGCCCAAUGGAAAAAGUCUUCCACCUCACCACAAUCCCCAAACCAACAACCCUCAAGUCCGGCCAGAUCCUCGUCAAAGUCUCCCGCGCAGCCCUCAACCCCGCCGACUACAAGGUCUGCGAGCUCGGCGUCGCAUCGCGCCUUAUAACCUCCUUCCCCAAGAUUCCAGGCAUGGAUCUCAGCGGCCACGUAGUCUCCGUCGCAGAAGACGUGACCGAUGCGAAAGAAGGAGAUUUCGUACUCGCUAGAGCGUCGCCGACAAAGGCUUGGGGGUCGCUGGCGGAGUAUACGGUUUGCGACAGGGAGGGGUAUACUGUUAUUCCGGAGAGCUUGGAUCUGGAUCAGGCUGCUGGUGUGGGAACCGCGGGGUUGACGGCGUAUCAGACUAUUGCGCCGUAUGUCAAGAGUGGUGAUAAGGUGUUUUUGAAUGGUGGCUCGGGUGGUGUUGGACUGUGGGGUAUUCAGAUUGCCAAGGCGUUGGGAUGCUCUGUUACAGUGUCGUGCUCAACGGGCAAAGCAGAUCUGUGUAGAAGCUUAGGCGCGGACGAUAUCAUCGACUACAAAACCAGCGACGUUAUCGCCGAGCUCAAGAAGCGCGGUCAAGUCUUCAGCCACUGCGUCGACAAUGUCGGCGACGCACCUCCCAACCUGUACGCUUCAUCAAACGACUUUCUCCUCCCCGGCAGCAGCUUCGUCUUUGUAGGCGGGCACGUCUCAGCCAAGAGUGUUCUCAGCUUAACGACAAACCUUGUACGACCCUCCUUUCUGGGCGGUGUAAAGGCAAAGUUCGUUACGUACGCUACUGCGAACAAGAAGAAGGAUCUAGAUCAGUUGAGGGAUUGGUUGGUGGAGGGCAAAGUCAAGACUGUGAUUGAUUCGACGUUUGGGUUUAAGGAGGCGGUCAAGGCUUUUGAGCAUUUGAAGAAGGGGUCCAGUGGUGGUAAGGUUAUGAUUCAUGUUGAGUAAGGAUGGGAAUUGUGAUACCAUGGGUGGCGUUUUGCCAUUAGAUGUAGACUAUGUUACAGUAAUGUACUUGUUUGCUUGCGA